This is a messenger RNA of Phalacrocorax carbo (great cormorant), 963 nucleotides long. NCBI's taxonomy places the organism in Eukaryota, Metazoa, Chordata, Aves, Suliformes, Phalacrocoracidae. The record is from RefSeq and is a predicted model, not a curated record.
AUGCCUCGCCCGGGCAGAAACACUUACAGUGAUCAGAAGCCUCCCUACUCCUACAUCUCGCUGACCGCCAUGGCGAUCCAGAGCUCCCCGGAGAAGAUGCUGCCCCUGAGCGAGAUCUACAAGUUCAUCAUGGACCGCUUCCCCUACUACCGGGAGAACACGCAGCGCUGGCAGAACUCCCUCCGCCACAACCUCUCCUUCAACGACUGCUUCAUCAAGAUCCCGCGCCGCCCCGACCAGCCGGGUAAGGGCAGCUUCUGGGCGCUACACCCCAGCUGCGGGGACAUGUUCGAGAACGGCAGCUUCCUGCGCCGCCGCAAGCGCUUCAAGGUGGUCAAGUCGGACCACCUGGCCCCUAGCAAGCCGGCGGACGCGGCGCAGUACCUCCAGCAGCAGGCGAAGCUGCGGCUCAGCGCCCUGGCGGCCACCGGCACCCACCUGCCCCAGAUGUCCACCUACAACCUCGGCGUGUCCCAGCCCUCCAGCUUCAAGCACCCCUUCGCCAUCGAGAACAUCAUCGCCAGAGAGUACAAGAUGCCCGGGGGGCUCGCGUUUUCCACGAUGCAGCCCAUGCCGGCCGCCUACCCCCUCCCCAACCAGUUGACUACGGUGGGCAGCUCCAUUGGCACGGGCUGGCCCCACAUGUACAGCUCCGGCAUGAUCGACACCGCCACCCCCAUCUCCAUGGCCAGCGGCGAGUACGGCGCUUACGGCGUGCCCAUUAAGCCGCUCUGCCAUGGGGGGCAGACUUUGCCGGCCAUCCCCGUCCCCAUCAAGCCUACCCCCGCCGCAGUGCCGGCCCUGCCCGCCCUGCCCGCGCCCAUCCCCACCAUCCUCUCGAACUCGCCGCCCUCCCUCAGCCCCACGUCCUCGCAGACGGCCACCAGCCAAAGCAGCCCGGCCACCCCCAGCGAGACUCUCACCAGCCCGGCGCCCGCCCUGCACUCCGUGGCGGUGCACUGA